AUGUUCACUACUCAAAACCCAUUUAAGUUAGUAUCCCCCAGCAGCUUUCCCCCAUUGUUUUCACCAACACCCCACUUCUAUCUACCAUGUUCACCAUUCAAAACUCAUCUAAGCUUAGUGUUUGAAAGUCCAGUUUGGUCCGGUUUUUUGAUGCCCAGGGGUGUUAACCGUGACCGUAACCGGUCUGCUUUUUCCCCAGAAGUCAAAAGACCAGACCGGACUGCAAAAAGACCACAGACCACGGUCUUUUGCGGUCUAUAG
Messenger RNA from Laccaria bicolor S238N-H82, 261 nucleotides. RefSeq lists its product as uncharacterized. The transcript has a single exon. The record is from RefSeq and is a predicted model, not a curated record. Lineage: Eukaryota; Fungi; Basidiomycota; Agaricomycetes; Agaricales; Hydnangiaceae. The coding region runs from base 1 to 261 and encodes 86 amino acids.